UUGACUUUUUUGUUUUCAGUGCGUACUUUUGCAACCUGUGUGUUGAGUCACCUGUUUCCUACGGACGCCUGCCGAUCUGACUGUCUAUGAAGCUGGGCAAAGAGUCCAUAACUGAAAGCAAUGAAGAUGCUUUGAAGAGAGCUUUGACUGCUGGGAAUGUGAAGUUAGUUGAAGAACUUUUGGAUUCAGGAUUAAGUGUAGACUGCUGUUUUUCCUUUGGAUGGACUCCAUUAAUGUAUGCCGCAAGUGUUGCAAAUUUGGAAAUGGUACGUGUGCUGCUGAACAGAGGUGCUAAUGCGAGUUUCGAUAGAGAUAAAUUCACGGUCCUUAUGUCGGCAUGCACUGCACGUGGAUCAGAGGAAAAAAGCGCGAAGUGUGUUGAAUUACUACUUUCGAGAAAUGCUGACCCUAAUGUUGCUUGCAGGAAACAAAUGACCCCACUUAUGUUUGCUGCUAAAGAAGGCAACUGUCAAGUGGUUACACUUUUGAUUGGUCACGGAGCUAAUAUCAAUGCACAAGAUGAAAAUGGAUAUACAGCGUUAACAUGGGCCGCGCACGAUGGACAUAAGGGGAUGGUUCUGAAGUUGCUAGAACUAGGGGCAGACAAAAGCCUUGUGACUACAAGUGGAAACACUCCUGCUGACAUUGCAAAGAAGUAUAACCACCUGGAGAUUUUUAGUAUUCUUUCUCUUUCUGCCAAUAUAAAUCAUGGAAAAGAAAAUGUAAGCAAAGAGGAGGCAAUAUACAGAUACCUAAAAACACAAUCUGAUACCACUGCAAACUGUACAAGUGGUUAUUUUGCAUCUAGUGACUUGGACAUUUUUUUACAUGGAUUGGGCCUAGAACACCUAACCAAUGUAUUUACGGAAAAUGAUAUAUCCUUGAGACAGCUUUUAAUGUUGGAGGAAGAAGAACUUAAAAAGGCUGGUUUGAUAGAUCCAGAUGACUGUCAGAAAAUUAUAGCAGCAGUAAAGGAAAUCCAAGUUGAGGAUUUAAAACUUGAAGCGUCCCCUAAUAAUCUCGGCUUGGAAUCCAGCAAUGAUGAGUUAUUUGCUUUUCUCCUCAAACUGAACCGGCAAUGCAAUUGUCUCACUCACUCGGUGCAAAGCAUAAAUUCUCAAAUACCUGUUAAUCCUUAUAAGGUUGUCUUUGAGUGGGAUUCCACCCAAAACAUUUCUGCCGUUUGCAACGACCUGGUGUCAAGCGUCACAGACCUCGGCAAGGAAGUGCACAGGCUACAAACUCUCCUACAUCAGUUUCAGGAAGGCCAAAAGAAUACCUGCACUCGCGUACCACCUCUGCAAGAACAGCUGGGUUGGAAGAGAUAUAGAAGAGUCCUAGUAGGGUUGCUGGCUUUGGGAUUUAUUGUCUCUGCUGUGAAAACUACUGCAAGGAAUAAUAUUUUUUCAUUACCGUUGUAAUGGGAGUUACCAAGAAAUGCGUUUUUGUUUAGUUUUUUUUUAUAUUUUAAAG
This is a messenger RNA of Pelobates fuscus (common spadefoot toad), 1473 nucleotides long. It is a transcript of the gene ASZ1, whose product is annotated as ankyrin repeat, SAM and basic leucine zipper domain containing 1. Gene Ontology annotation, cellular component: pi-body. Gene Ontology annotation, molecular function: protein binding. Gene Ontology annotation, biological process: piRNA processing. Bases 87 to 1421 code for a protein of 444 amino acids. NCBI's taxonomy places the organism in Eukaryota, Metazoa, Chordata, Amphibia, Anura, Pelobatidae. The transcript has 13 exons. The record is from RefSeq and is a predicted model, not a curated record.